Malania oleifera is the source of this 1411-nucleotide messenger RNA. RefSeq names its product UBP1-associated proteins 1C. The transcript has 6 exons. NCBI's taxonomy places the organism in Eukaryota, Viridiplantae, Streptophyta, Magnoliopsida, Santalales, Ximeniaceae. Gene Ontology annotation, cellular component: nucleolus. Gene Ontology annotation, biological process: negative regulation of transcription by RNA polymerase II; rRNA processing. Bases 105 to 1106 code for a protein of 333 amino acids. The record is from RefSeq and is a predicted model, not a curated record. Gene Ontology annotation, molecular function: DNA binding; zinc ion binding.
AUCAAAAUUAAAACCCUAGAUUGCUAAAACCCCAUUUCGGCAACACUGUCACACUCCCUUCUCUCUCUCUCUCUCUCUCUCUCUCUCUCUCGGGGCCUGUAGACAUGGUGUGGUUUCAGUGCGAGGACUGUGGCGAGAACCUAAAGAAGCCGAAGUUGCCGAACCACUUCAGAAUUUGCCCCGCAAACAAGUUAUCGUGCAUUGAUUGCGGGAAAAUAUUCGGGCAGCAGAGCGUCCAGGGUCACACACAGUGCGUUACUGAAGCUGAAAAAUAUGGUCCAAAGGGACAAGGGAAAGCUUUAAAUGGUACAAUAGCAAAGCCCAACGAUGAUCCAAAGAAGAAGCAAAAGCCAGAUGUUGAUAUAAAUGUUGGGUUAUCUGAGCGUCCACCAUGGUUUUGUAGCCUCUGUAAUACCAGUGCUACUAGUAGGCAAAGUCUCCUCCUCCAUGCUGAAGGAAAGAAACACAGGGCAAAAGCACGAGCAUUUCAUGCUGCCAAGGAACAACCCAAGCAUACUGAAGCAUGCCCUCCAGAUACUAAUAUUGCAAAUGAAAAUACUCCGAAGGGUGAAUUGCUUAGCAGUAAAGAUGUAGAGGCUCCGAAGGAGCAGGAUCUAACUAAAGAUGGCUUUGUGGAGAAGAGCUCAGAAGCAGAAAAUGGGAGCCUCUCACUAAAGAAAAAGAGAAAACUUGAUGCAUCCGAAAAUGAUGGCGCUAGGAAAAAGACUGGGGUUGAUACUCUAGGCAGUUUAGGCAAUGGGAAAGCAAUUCAGAUUGAAAGAGCCGGAGCAAAAGAAACAGACUGCCAUGUGAAAAAAGCCAAACAUGGUGUGCCCAAAGAAGACAAGGUGGCGGAAUCUACUCCAGACAAAGAUGGUACCAAAAGGAAAAUUAAUUGGAAGAAGCUGAUAACUUCAGUCCUGAAAUCUAAUCCAGAUGGGGCGUUGAAAAUGAGGAGACUGAGAAAACUUGUUCUGAAAGCGCUUCGGGAAUCCGGCAUAACAGAGGAUGAAAAUCAACUCAAUGAACGGCUUCAACACAAGAUUACUUCAAGCUCAAGAUUUACAGUUGUGGACAAAUAUGUCCAUCUGGUGGCUACAGAUUGAGAAUGAGCAUUAUCAAUGGGAUUAUUUAUAGCAGAAAGCAGCUGCUGAAGGCAUUUCACUGGAAGGUCUCCUAAAUCUCCUCAGGGUUAUGCGUUGUUCCUCAUUUUGUGCUCAUUUCUUUUGGUUUUGUUUGCUCUUUGGGUGGCAUUGUAAGCUAUUAUUCAUUUCUUCCGUCUUUUCUAUUGCUAGAAAAAUUUUCAGAAGAAAUGCGCGAUUACCAUUUUUGUUUCUAACUUUUACCAGGUGACUUGAGUGAAUGUUAACCGUUCAUAGAAAGUCUUAUUAAUUUACAUUUAAAUUUCAAA